Messenger RNA from Rhagoletis zephyria (snowberry fruit fly), 6285 nucleotides. RefSeq lists its product as uncharacterized. Lineage: Eukaryota; Metazoa; Arthropoda; Insecta; Diptera; Tephritidae. The record is from RefSeq and is a predicted model, not a curated record. Gene Ontology annotation, biological process: DNA integration. Gene Ontology annotation, molecular function: zinc ion binding; nucleic acid binding.
GAUGCUAGUUCCAAUGUGCUUGUUCGGAGCAGCAGCGGAUAAGCCAGCAACAUAAAAUAUGUUUAUCAAAAUCAAUAUGAAUAACGUUAUCUGAUCACACUGAAAUUUUCAUACUCAAUUGAGCUGCAUAUUUACUUGUAUGUAUUUAAACUGUGCUAAUUUUGUUUCCCCUUUAUACUAUGUAUAAAGCAUACGUAUAUACAUACAUACAUAUAUGUAUGUGCAUACGUACCGCCCGCGCUCAGUUGGAUACAUUCGUAUGCAAGCAAGCGAAAAAUAGUACAUAUGUAUGUAAGCAAUAUUGUGUGCGCGGGUGCAUACGUGCAUAAAUAUAUAUAUGUAAAUUCUCAUGCAUUUAAGAAAACUGGUUUUCUAUUGUUGGUGAUGAAUUUGCAGUUAUCCAAUGUAAUUAGGACAUACUUAAAUAGUUCAAGGUGAACUUUCUGUUAGUUAGUCGCGGACCAAAUCUUGUUAAAUACAGUUGCUUAACUUAUGCAUACAUCGUUUGUUUUAUUUUAAUAGCUGCUAAAAAGGCUUAGUAGCUCAACAUUUGGUGACCCCGACGUGAUCGUAUCACGCGAUUUUUCGUUUGUUUCCGGCCGCUUACUGAGAUAAUUCUGCCACACUAGUGUAAACGUCAGCAACUUCGUCAUGCCAGGGGAAGGUGCAGAUCGAGUAGCCUUUCUAAAGCUGAAAACAAAGGCCAUAUUCAGCAGACUGGAGAGCUUGAUUAACGAGUUGGACGCAGACAAGCUACACAGUAUGGAUGAGUACAGUCUUUCAGCAAUGCUAGAAUCCUUAGGCGAAUUGAAAUCCAGUUUUUCUGCCGCACACACAAGCCUAGAGGAAUUGGACUUCGACUCCAUUGCCAGCGACCUGCCAAGUAACUUCGAUGCUGCUCUAAUCAACCUUAGAGCUACACUGCAACGCGAGAUUGGUAAACGUAGUGCCUCGCAACAUUGCUCCACGCUCAGAAUGAACUCCAGUGAGACCCAAUCAAUCAUUGUGAACGCUAAUAGCUCACGCUUGCCAUUGCUGACACUGCCUAAAUUCAGUGGCGCCUACACCGAGUGGACAAAUUUCUAUUCAAUGUUCACGUCAAUAAUCGACAAGGACAGCGACCUCACCAACAUCGACAAAUUGCAGCAUCUUCGUUCCUGUCUGAGCGGCGCUGCCCUUGACACCGUGCGCUCGCUGGAAAUAAACGACGCUAAUUAUAACACUGCAUUAGAUCUUUUACAAAAGCGCUUCGAUAACAAACGUCUUAUAUUUCAGGCACACGUCAGGGAGAUAUUUGGGCUAGAGAGGGCAGAUUCAAACGUAACCAAGCUACGAGAGCUGACAGAUAAGGUCACAGCACACAUACGCGCAUUGCAGUCGCUCGCAUCCAAUGGGAAGAUCGCAGAUGGCAUCAUCGUACAAUUGGUGAUCCAGAAACUCGACAAAAAGACGCAAGCUAAAUGGGAGGAGAGUUCAUCGAUCAGCGAACUGCCAUCCUGGGAUCAAUUAGCUAUGUUCUUGGAGAAGCGCUGCAGAACACUCGAGAACGUUGAGCAUUCUAUGCAGACACCGACUGGUCAGGCGGUAAAAGCUAACAAGAACGUGAGUACUGGUCAGAGGAAAUCCUUUGUUGCUUCCAACGGCUCAAAAGGUGUUUGUGUGUUUUGUGGAUCUGCCGAGCAUGCAAUUUAUAGCUGUCAACGCUUCGCAAAUUUGUCUCCGAACUUACGCCUGAGGGAAGUUAAGAAGCUUUCCCUUUGUCUUAACUGCCUAAAGACUGGGCAUCAAAUUCGUGACUGCAAAUCCGGAUCGUGCCGCGCCUGUCAGUCGAAACACCACACGCUCUUGCAUUUCGAACGCUCAACUGCAUCGUUAAUCAAUAGUCAAGCCGAAGCUUCGUCGGCAGCUACAGUUCAAUCCAACGCUAUGACUGCAUCGUUAUCUGUGUCGCCUAGUGCCCCAGUAUCUCCUUCUGAUGCUGUGUUCCUAGCUACUGCCGUCGUUCUGGUAAAAAAUCGUGCUGGAAGCUUCGUGCCUUGCAGGGCGCUUUUAGAUUCUGGCUCCCAGUUACACUUUGUCACAACUCGCCUUGCAAACCAAUUGCAGCUUGUAAAAGCAAAAUCUUCUGCUACAGUAUCUGGCAUUGGAGAUGCCAAUUUCUCAACGGAGGGUUACUCAGUCGACCUCGUACUGAAGUCGCGGACUUCAGAUUUCUCAACAAACAUAACAGCUGUUGUUGUGCAAACCAUAACCGACAACCAGCCUGGCUGCUCCGUGAGCACCAACGAGUGGAAUGUUCCGUCGAAUAUACAACUAGCUGAUCCUGGGUUCAACUUACCGCAGCGAAUUGAUCUGCUCAUUGGAGCAGCAUUGUUCUUCGAUCUGCUAUGUGUGGGGCAGAUACGCUUGGCAUACGGUUUACCACUCCUUCAGAAAACACGCCUCGGUUGGGUGCUAUCUGGAGGGGGGCAACAAGCUCCAAAACUAUCAUCUUUUGUGGUGCGACGGAAGUCCUCCAGUGAUAUUAUUUCCACUCGGUUGGAAGAUUUAGUGCGUCAGUUCUGGGAAAUAGAGCACAACUUCGAGCCGAUCUCUAAGGCCUCCCAAGAAGAUAUCGACUGCGAAGCCCACUUCCGGGAAAAUUAUUUGCGAUUGUCAUCAGGCGAAUACUCAGUUCGUCUUCCCAUGAAGCGUGGUGUGGAGGCCCUUGGAGACUCCUAUUUGCAAGCUCGUCAACGCUUCGAAAGUCUUGAACGAAAAUUCGCUCGUAACCCUGAGCUUAAAACAGAAUAUAGUAAGUUCAUAAAGGAAUAUCUGGACCUUAAUCACAUGUCGCUAGUUACCAAUGAGGUUUUUCAACAAUGCAAGUAUUUUCUGCCGCAUCAUUGCGUCAUCAAGGAUGACAGUAGCACAACAAAGCUGAGAGUGGUUUUUGAUGGCUCUGCAUCCACUACUUCGGGCUUUUCGCUGAACGACCUACUCAUGGCAGGCCCAACUAUUCAGCCGAAACUUUUUAAUAUCCUUAUUAGAUUUCGUACUUUUCCCAUAGCACUUACUGGGGACAUCUGUAAGAUGUAUAGGUGUGUUCGCGUCACCCCACCAGAUAGCAUGCUCCAAUGCAUAUUGUGGCGUGAAUCUCCUCAGGAAAACUUUGCCAUCUAUAAGUUAGACACGCUGACUUAUGGAACUAAGCCUGCGUCAUUUCUGGCCAUACGUGCCAUGCACCAACUCGCAGCUGACGAAUCCUCGACUUACCCCAUUGGUGCAGAAAUAGUGCGUCGAGACUUCUACGUAGAUGACUUGAUAUCUGGAGGCGAUUCGAUGGAAGAAGUACUGAAUAUCAAGCUACAAACAACUAGCCUCCUUGCUCGAGGAAACUUUAAGUUACGCAAGUGGUGCUCUAAUAGUCCAGAUAUCCUUCGUGAUAUACCUGACGUAGACAAGGAACGUUUCCUUAAGUUUGACGAUGGCAGUGACAUCACCAAAGCUCUGGGACUAGUUUGGGAUCCGGUCAAGGACAAGCUGCUAUUUUCGUUUGUGCCACAACGAGAACUCGGUAAAAACUCAAAACGCUCUGCGUUGUCUACUCUAGCUCGCUGUUACGAUCCCCUUGGACUAAUGGGCCCUACGCUGACCAAGGCGAAGAUUCUUCUGCAACGCAUGUGGAGAGACAAGCUUGAGUGGGAUGAGAGUCUACCGCAAUCGUUAAACACCGCCUGGUCUGCCUUUUGCAGCGGGUUUGCAGACAUACAGCACCUAUCAUUUCCUCGUUACGUCUUGCAACCUGGGGCCAUUACAGAAAUUCAUGCAUUUUGCGAUGCAAGCCUUGAAGCUUAUGGGGCUUGCGUUUAUACGCGUUCAGCCAAGGAUAGUAAGGUACAAGUGCACCUGUUGUGUUCGAAGGCCCGUGUCGCUCCACUGAAGACUAUCACCGUGCCCAAGCUGGAACUCUGUGCAGCAACACUGCUGGCACAACUCAUGGAUUCCUCCACUGUCCUCUCGUGGCUGCGAGAAGAACCAUCGAAAUUUAACGUAUUUGUCGCUAACCGAAUUUCCACCAUACAUCAAUUAACGGAGGGCAUGCGGUGGCACUAUGUUCCGACAGCAAUGAAUCCGGCGGACAUUUUAUCCAAAGGAGCUACCCCGCAGGAACUUCUAGGAUCUUCACUUUGGAUGCACGGCCCGUCAUUUUUGCGAGAAGUGGAGGGCAGCUGGCCGCGCAUGUGUCUACCACAACCAAAACUUCCAGAACUUCGACAAAAGGUGUUGCUUGCCGCACAUAACCGCAAUGACAUUUCGCUUUCGUUCAAGUACAUUAAUUCAUUUGGAACAAUGCAGCGCAUUUUUGGGUACGUCAGCAAAUUUGUCAAUAUUACAACAUCGCCAAGCUCUUCGCAGCUCACAGCCGCAGAUAUUCACCAUGGAACUCAACUGCUUAUUCGCUUAGUACAAAGAGCGCAACUUUGGCCGGAGUACACGGCAUUACAGGCCAAUAAUUGCGUCCCGAGUUCGAGCAGCAUUGUUUCGCUAUCACCAUUUCUUGAUGACUUUGGAAUUAUUAGAGUCGGCGGGCGAUUAAAAAACUCUAUGCUUAGUUUUGAAUCGCGCCACCCAUGCAUUAUUCCGAAGGAUCAUCCACUGACAUUUAGUAUAAUAACCUUUUUUCAUCGCAAACAACAUCACGCAGGUCCUCAAGCUUUACUCGCCUUCAUUCGAAUGCAGUUUUGGCCCAUAGGUGGUCGGAAAACAGUCACUCGAGUCCUACAAAAAUGCAUUAUUUGCUGCAAAUCGAGACCGCGCCUUGUCGAGCACAUAAUGGCCGACCUGCCUAAAGAGCGAAUUCAGGCCUCGCGCCCAUUCAUAGUCACCGGUGUGGACUACUGUGGGCCAUUUUAUUACAAGCCUGAAGUACGCAAUAAAUCGCCCCACAAAUGUUAUGUAAGCGUUUUCAUUUGCUUCGCCACAAAGGCUGUAUGGAUGGAGUUGGUAAGAGACCUCUCAACAGGUGCUUUCAUUGACGCGCUAAAACGAUUCAUCGCUACGCGUGGCAUACCCAGCUGCAUCUGGUCUGACAAUGCGACGAAUUUUGUAGGCGCCAAGAACGAGCUUAAAGAACUACGGAACUUAGCCCUCAGCGAGAAACACCGCAGCGAAGUCCACAACUUUUGCCUCAGUAAUGGCUUUGAUUGGCGUUUCAUCCCACCUCGCUCUCCGCACUUUGGCGGUUUGUGGGAAGCGGCCGUAAAAACAGCCAAACAACAUUUCUAUCGUUCCGUUGGCUCAUCACUGCUUGGCUUCGAUGAAUUGCGUACUUUGGUAUGUCAAAUCUGUGCUGUAAUUAACUCUCGUCCUCUCGUACCCCUUUCAGAAAACCCAGAGGAUUUAGAUGUGCUAACGCCAGGCCAUUUUUUGAUUGGUGGUUCUCUGACAGCUCUUCCGGAACCGGAUCUAACGACGCUAAACUACGACCGACUUGAUCGAUGGCAGCGUGCAACAUACAUUAAACAGGUUUUUUGGAAGCGGUGGACUCAAGAGUAUCUAACUCUUCUACAGCAACGCGCAAAGUGGCGUUUACCUCAUGCCAACAUUCAAGUCAAUGAUGUCGUAUGCAUAAAGGAAGAAAACUCACCACCACUGAAGUGGCCUCUAGCACGGGUAAUCGAAGUUGUCCCUGGAGCAGACGGUGUCGUACGUGUGGCACUUUUAAAAACAUCUAGCGGCAUAACGCGACGAGCCGUGAACAAGCUGUGUGUCCUCCCGGUGAAGGAUUCUGUUGAAAGCCCUGACCUUUCAACGGGGGGGAGGAUGUUCGGAGCAGCAGCGGAUAAGCCAGCAACAUAAAAUAUGUUUAUCAAAAUCAAUAUGAAUAACGUUAUCUGAUCACACUGAAAUUUUCAUACUCAAUUGAGCUGCAUAUUUACUUGUAUGUAUUUAAACUGUGCUAAUUUUGUUUCCCCUUUAUACUAUGUAUAAAGCAUACGUAUAUACAUACAUACAUAUAUGUAUGUGCAUACGUACCGCCCGCGCUCAGUUGGAUACAUUCGUAUGCAAGCAAGCGAAAAAUAGUACAUAUGUAUGUAAGCAAUAUUGUGUGCGCGGGUGCAUACGUGCAUAAAUAUAUAUAUGUAAAUUCUCAUGCAUUUAAGAAAACUGGUUUUCUAUUGUUGGUGAUGAAUUUGCAGUUAUCCAAUGUAAUUAGGACAUACUUAAAUAGUUCAAGGUGAACUUUCUGUUAGUUAGUCGCGGACCAAAUCUUGUUAAAUACAGUUGCUUAACUUAUGCAUA